AUGUUCGGCCGUCGCGUCUUUGCGAGCGCACCGCUCCCACGCCAUAUGUGGGCGAAGAUGCACAUCCAAAACGCGGCCCAAGCGCAGCGCAUCCUGCCCUCCUUGGCCCCCUUGGUCUCGUCUCUGGGUCGCAGCACCAACGUUUUGAACAGUCAGGCGCUCGCGCAGGCGCGUGACGGCAUGGCCUCCGAUUCAAGUGCCACGUCUCUGGAGGAACUCUCUGUGCGCUACCUCUCCGGCUCGCUCACGACGGUGAGCUCCAUCGUCUUUGGGCCAGUAAAGUUUACAUUAUCGGUCAGCACACCACUCGUCAGCUUUCUAGAGUUGCUGGAGCAAAUGAGAAUUAAGCUCAUGCAGGGACGGACUGAGGUGUGA
Messenger RNA from Leishmania mexicana MHOM/GT/2001/U1103, 375 nucleotides. RefSeq lists its product as hypothetical. The transcript has a single exon. Lineage: Eukaryota; Euglenozoa; Kinetoplastea; Trypanosomatida; Trypanosomatidae. The record is from RefSeq and is a predicted model, not a curated record. The coding region runs from base 1 to 375 and encodes 124 amino acids.